Messenger RNA from Erythranthe guttata (spotted monkey flower), 1630 nucleotides. RefSeq names its product BOI-related E3 ubiquitin-protein ligase 1-like. Gene Ontology annotation, biological process: regulation of programmed cell death. The record is from RefSeq and is a predicted model, not a curated record. NCBI's taxonomy places the organism in Eukaryota, Viridiplantae, Streptophyta, Magnoliopsida, Lamiales, Phrymaceae. Gene Ontology annotation, molecular function: ubiquitin-protein transferase activity.
CAUAUAUAUAUAACUCUAUAUCUAUCUCUAUCUCUCCUUUAAAUACUCCAAAACAAACAUCUUUUCUGGGACUUUUUUUCUUUUUUUUUUAUUUUUCCUUGUUUUAUCUUUAAAGCCAAACAAAACCCUGAAAUCUGAAUAAACCCCCACCCACAUUUGCACAUAUAUCUGCAUGCCCACCCCUACUUUUUCCUCUUUACUUUGCUUUCGUUUUUCCUCUCCCUUCCUUCUUCACACAUUGUUCUUCUCUCUCUCUCUCUCUCUCUCUCUUAUAACUUGUGUCCGCAAACCAAAUUAAGCAAAAGCAAAGCAUAGUUUGUUAUACAGUGAUCAAAGAAAACCAAGAAGAUAUUCAUCCGGUGUUAAUGGCGGUUGAAGCUCGGCAUCUCAAUUUUUUUCCUUCACAGAUACUUGGCAAUAGAGGUAUAGCGAUGAAUAGUGUUGAAGGCAUCGGAAACGUGUACGGCGGCGCUUCGACGGGAUACGGUGUACUGGCUCCGUCGUCGGGAACCACGACGGCGACUGAAACUGUUUUUCCGAUGUACGGUUCGAUGUUGAUGGAAAACGGAACGGUGAAAACGGCGGCGGCGGCAAUGAAGUCCGAUAGCGGUCUAACGUACGCCGUUCCGGUUUCGAGGAAGCGUUCCCGAGAUGCGGUCAUGAAUCCUAUGUCUUCGUCACUACCGAGCGGCGGCGUUGAGAAUCAGACUGCGAAUUACCGCGGCGGUUCGUUAACUUUUCUCGGCGAAGAUUUCUCGUUUGAAUUCCAGCAGCAGCAAAUGGAAAUCGAUCGGUUCAUCGCACAACAUACGGAAAAGGUGAGGAUUGAAGUUGAAGAGAGGCGGCGGAGAUACUCGCGGCGGAUCGCGGCGGCGGUGGAGGAAAGCAUAAUGAAGAAACUGAAAUCGAAGGAAGAAGAAAUCGAGAAAAUCGGGAAAUUAAACUGGGCGCUGGCUGAAAGAGUUAAAUCUCUGUGCGUGGAAAACCAAAUAUGGAGAGAUUUGGCUCAGACCAACGAAGCCACAGCAAAUGCCCUCAGAACAAAUCUGGAACAAGUCCUCGCUCAAGUCCAAGACGUCCGGCAGCAGGAAAUUCCCCACCGCCUCAACGACGCCGCGGCGGCGCUUGCCGACGACGCGCAGUCGUGCUGCGGCAGCAACGCUCACGAAACCGAGAUGCCCCGAACAUUUCCGGUGGAUAGCCCGCCGGCCGCGGGCGGCGGCCACGAUCGCGAUUACAACGGUAACAAUAACAUGAACAGAGCAUGCCGGAGCUGCGGGAAAGAGGAAUCGUGCGUGCUGCUGUUGCCGUGCAGGCAUCUCUGCCUCUGUACUUUCUGCGGGUCGUCUCUUCACACUUGCCCCGUUUGCAACACAACCAAAACCGCCAGCGUUCACGUUAAUCUCUCCGCCCCUUGAAUUUCGGAAUUCAAAUUAGCCGUUAUAAAAAAAUCUCCGAAAUGAAAUAGAUAUUCGUUGCUAUCCGAAUACACAAAAAGAAAAAUUCACAAAUAGAACCACAGGAGUCUCGAUUAUUUUUUUUUUUUUUUUUAGCCCUACUGACUUUGUUCCGAUUUCAAUUAAUCAAUGUAAUUACUACUUAAUCUUCAAUUUUCAAUCUUUUAUCGCCG